Messenger RNA from Penicillium egyptiacum, 1542 nucleotides. Lineage: Eukaryota; Fungi; Ascomycota; Eurotiomycetes; Eurotiales; Aspergillaceae. The record is from the annotation of a GenBank genome assembly.
AUGGCAGCAAGCGUUCGUGAAAUUUCGGACCAACUGGAAAGCCUCACGGCGGAAUCACCGGCCGCUCAGAAUGAAUCCCAUGCAUCAGCUGCGAAGGUUGACGUUACUGAGCCUGUCAUUCAGGGCUCCGUUCUCAAUGCACCGGAAGGGACUGACGCACAAGUUCCGACUUCAACUGAGUCUGAUCUGACCGAUAUCGACGAGUCACUCCUGCAAGAUCCAUCUGACCCUGGCACUGCGUCGCAUUCAGUUUCGACUGAAAGUCAUUUUAUCAGCCUUUCGACUGAAAGUCAUUUUAUCAGCCCGACAGCUCCGCGCGUGAGCUACGCAGUCUCCGCGUCUGGCGAACUCAUGAUUACCGAAGAAACCCAAACUCCAAAACCAACCACUGCUGCUUCUGCACCCCGCUCUAGUCCUCCUCCUCAAGGAUUACCCCCAAAGCCGGCAUCCUCCCCUACCAACUCGACGAUCCAACCUCCGUCCCUGGCGGUGGAGCGCAUCAUGGGCCCAAAGCAGCCGAUCCCGGCACGAAUCCUUGAACUUCUCGAAGAAUGGCAUGAAGAUUCUCCAUACAUUGAACAUCCUUCUGCUGUGUCGGGUCGAGCUCCCUCGACCUGGAAGCACUUCAAAGCUUUCAGCGACGAUGGCGACGAAUGCGAGCUAUCAAUAUUUCAGAUCUCACUGAAAGGUCAGACUCGACGAAGCUUGAUCUACCGUAUUAUGAUACUUCACUCCCAGAGUGGACCAGAAGAACUCGUCGUCUACGGCCAACCCCGACCAAAGUUCAGGGGACACUCGACCAAGGGUACGAAGGGGCUGUACCUACUGGACUGGCUUGAAGUCGAGCGAAAAGGAGAGGUUCAGGCUUGCGGAUUGAAACUUUGGAGAACAGAUGAACAGAAGAUUACGUUCGGUGCACAUAUGUUUGACGAUGGACGCAAGUGCACUCGGCUGUCCGGGCUGAAUGAUAUUUUCAAUAUGCGUAUCCCAUCUUCCACUCCCAAGAAGCAGUCUGGCACAAAUGAGGAUAUCGACGAUGCCGGCUCUAACUCGUCUGAGCCGCCUUAUUCGCCCUUGAGGUCUAGGCGCCAAGUUUGGACCAGCAGUUAUUCCAAAGCGGAAAAUGAAAAUGAAGACAGAACGCCAGUUGUCCCACCGCCAUCGUGGGACAAGGCCAUUUCACCAGUAGUCCGUUCUCUUGAGAGUCCUUGGAAGCCUCAAAAGAGGCGCCGUAGCACAUGGAGCUCCAAUGAUGAGACCUCUGAUGGUCUUCGCUACAAGUUGAUGUUAGACGCAUCAGAUCAAGUCCGCGUUUUCAAGACAGAUGACGCAAACGUGUUGUUUGGAAAGGCCCAGCAGUUCUACAAGGGCAUGGACAAGCGCACAGGACUUUUGUGCACUGUUUCUGGGGUUGAUGGAGUCCGAUACGUGGGGGAGGGUUGCGUUGACGAAUUUGAUAUCCUCCAGGAGGAUAUUCGGAAGUCUUCUGGUUCUGGUGAUGAAGACCGCGUUGUGGAGGUGAAACCCGCAAUGGGCUUCUAA